Hyla sarda is the source of this 1494-nucleotide messenger RNA. RefSeq names its product inositol monophosphatase 1 (gene IMPA1). The transcript is spliced from 9 exons. Gene Ontology annotation, biological process: phosphatidylinositol phosphate biosynthetic process; signal transduction; inositol metabolic process. The coding region runs from base 225 to 1064 and encodes 279 amino acids. Lineage: Eukaryota; Metazoa; Chordata; Amphibia; Anura; Hylidae. The record is from RefSeq and is a predicted model, not a curated record. Gene Ontology annotation, molecular function: inositol monophosphate 1-phosphatase activity.
CCAUGGUGCCUACUGCUGUCCUUUUUCUUCUUCCCUCUUUCAAUAGCAUUUUUGGGGCAGCAGGAUUCACCUACUGGGCACAAAACAUCAUCUGACAAUUGCCGCUCAGCCAGUGGUGUCCAACUUCAAUGUGACGUGUUGUUUGCAGCACUGGGAUGUGUAGUGUGGUGCAGACCGGACGCCACCAUAAUGGAGGCUGCGGGUAGCGAGGGAUUGAAGUUGAAAUGGCAGAUCAGUAUCAAGAAUGUAUGGAGUUUGCUGUCCAAGUAGCAAGACAAGCUGGAGCCGUGAUAUGUGCAGCAAUGAAAGAAGAAGUUUCUGUGAUGUUGAAGAGCUCCCCGGCUGAUCUGGUGACGGCUACAGACCAGAAAGUUGAAGAGAUGAUUAUCUCAUCAAUCAAGGAGAAAUAUCCAUCUCACAGUUUUAUUGGUGAGGAGUCGGUGGCAGCCGGUCAGGGGAGUACUCUGACAGAUAACCCAACGUGGAUUAUCGAUCCUAUUGAUGGCACAACUAAUUUUGUUCACAGGUUUCCUUUUGUGGCUGUAUCAAUUGGUUUUGCAGUGAAUAAGCAGGUUGAAUUUGGUGUUGUAUACAGCUGUGUAGAAGACAAGAUGUACACUGGCAGAAAGGGAAAGGGGGCGCAUUGUAAUGGUCAGAAGUUGCAAGUCUCUGGGCAAAAAGAUAUCACAAAGUCCAUGAUCAUUACAGAACUGGGAUCAAAUCGUAACCCAGAAGUCAUAAAAACUGUUCUGUCCAACAUGGAGAGGCUGCUGUGCAUCCCAAUCCAUGGGAUCAGAGCAGUGGGCACGGCUGCUGUAAAUAUGUGCUUGGUGGCUACAGGAGGAGCCGAUGCCUAUUAUGAGAUGGGCAUCCAUUGCUGGGAUAUGGCAGCUGCAUCAGUCAUUGUUACAGAGGCUGGAGGGAUUGUCCUUGAUGCAAAAGGAGGACCAUUUGACUUGAUGUCCUGUAGAGUGAUUGCAGCGAGUAGUAAGGAAAUAGCAGAACAUAUCUCCAAAGAACUUCAGCUUAUACCAUUAGUGAGGGAUGAUGGAAAGAAGGAGUGAACAAGUCUGAUGGUGUUAGACACAUCUGUAUUCACUGAUUUAGCACUCUACUUAAUAAUAAAAAGCCAUUAACUUAGGGAUCUAAUAUUCCAAGUACAAAAUUGUUAGUGUUUUAUUAUUUAGCUUGUUGUGAUGACCAUUAAAUGUACAGUUCUGUUUUCAGCUUUUCCAAAGUGCAAUCUCUGGUUAAAAAUGUCAAAAAAAAGUCAUACAAGGCACAAAUGAAUAACUGAAAAAUGUCUUAGAGGACAGCAGGCGGCUGGUUAUGUUUCCUACACCAAAUCUGUACUUGUCUGUGUAUAGUAGAUAUGCUGUACCCUCGUAUGCAGCCAUACCUGAUUGUAUAAGUCAGAUCUCUUCUUCUAGACUGAACACUUUCGGUGUGAAUGCUAAGCUGCAAUAAAGAGAUUUAUUUAUUUUUGAUCUAAAA